GGCCGCGGUGACGCGCGCGGAAGCGCUUUGGGGACCCUCGGAAGCCGCCCGGGCAGCAGAGAGGCUGCGCCCACAGCCUGGCACCCCGACGGGAGGGUCUCGGGAUCGUUCCGAGCGGGCUGAACCCCUUAGGCCCCAAGCGGCCGCAUGAGUCGGGGGACCAUGCCUCAGCCCGUAGCCUGGCCGGGCACGAGCUGUGCCGAGACACCGGCGCGGGAGGCUGAGGCCGCCACGCAGGAGUGCGGGAAGGCGGCGGCCGGCGGGCAGCCGCAGUCCGAGAUGCGGUUCCCGGCCGAGCAUGAGGAGGACAUGUACCGUGCUGCAGAUGAAAUAGAAAAGGAGAAAGAAUUGCUUAUACAUGAAAGAGGGGCAUCAGAACCAAGAUUAAGUGUAGCUCCUGAAAUGGAUAUCAUGGACUACUGCAAAAAAGAAUGGAGGGGAAAUACACAGAAAGCAACAUGUAUGAAAAAGGGCUAUGAGGAGGUUUCUCAGAAGUUCACCUCCAUACGGAGAGUCCGUGGUGAUAAUUACUGUGCACUGAGGGCCACGCUGUUCCAGGCCAUGAGCCAGGCUGCUGGGCUGCCACCCUGGCUGCAGGACCCAGAGCUCACGCUGUUACCAGAAAAACUUAUAAGCAAAUACAACUGGAUCAGGCAAUGGAAACUUGGACUGAAAUUUGAUGGGAAGAACGAGGACCUGGUUGAUAAAAUUCAAGAGUCCCUUACUCUGCUGAGGAAGAAGUGGGCAGGCUUGGCUGAAAUGAGAACUGCUGAAGCAAGACAAAUAGCUUGUGAUGAACUAUUCACAAAUGAAGAGGAGGAAUAUAGCCUCUAUGAAGCUGUAAAAUUUCUAAUGCUAAACAGAGCCAUUGAACUAUAUAAUGAUAAAGAGAAAGGAAAGGAAGUACCAUUUUUCUCUGUGCUUCUGUUUGCUCGGGACACAUCGAAUGACCCAGGACAGCUGCUGAGGAACCACCUAAACCAGGUGGGACACACUGGUGGUCUUGAACAGGUUGAAAUGUUCCUUCUUGCCUAUGCUGUGCGCCACACAAUCCAGGUGUACCGGCUCUCCAAGUACAACACGGAGGAGUUCAUCACAGUCUACCCUACCGACCCACCCAAGGACUGGCCAGUGGUAACGCUCAUUGCUGAGGACGAUCGCCACUAUAACAUCCCUGUCAGAGUGUGUGAGGAGACCAGUCUGUGAGAGACGCAUGCUCCUGACAGCCUGGUGAUGUGGCUAAGAUGCAUAGGUGGCUCCUGGGCUUGGGCUGCAGGCCUGAGAGGUCUCUAAGAACAAUCUCUGAGAACCCUUGGGCCCCUGGGAACCAAGUUGGACAGGAUGUCCUGAAGAUGAUUAGCUUUUGAUAAGAGAAAUUAAUAAGUCUUUCCCCUCAUCUAUGAUGCAAUAUAUUUCAGUGGGGGCCUUCAGAGCACACCUGUUGGACAGUGCAAACUAUAUCUUUUCCAGAAAGCAAAUACUUUUGUAUCAGAGGAAACUAAGUUUUGGAGAGGAAUAUGUUCUUUAUAUUUCAAAUCAAAACUCUCUAUAAUGGUACACUGGCUUCUAAUUUUUUUAA
Cebus imitator (Panamanian white-faced capuchin) is the source of this 1579-nucleotide messenger RNA. RefSeq names its product OTU deubiquitinase with linear linkage specificity (gene OTULIN). Bases 148 to 1206 code for a protein of 352 amino acids. Gene Ontology annotation, molecular function: cysteine-type deubiquitinase activity. The transcript has 7 exons. Gene Ontology annotation, biological process: protein linear deubiquitination. Lineage: Eukaryota; Metazoa; Chordata; Mammalia; Primates; Cebidae. The record is from RefSeq and is a predicted model, not a curated record.